CAUCAGGUUGCCCACACUACGGCUUCUACUGAGUUCAUAGUAUUUGCUUGGUUCUUGGCAGCGGUUUAGGGAAGGGAAAUAAAUUAUGAAACCAGCGUUUCGUCAAAACGUUCUGUUCCUUCUGCGCAUAUUUGUUCUUGUGUUCAUGAUAGAACAUGUGCCCACGUACAUACUUGCGUUGAAUCCGGGAAAUGAACCAAUUUACACCCUCGCUGGACACCCGGGAAAUCCGAAAGAUAGAAUAAAUAUGCCUCUCCCACCGCUACCUAACAAGGCGAACGAACCGAUUUACAGCCUUCUUGGACCAUCGAGAAACCCAAAUGAUAGAUUAAAUAUGCCUCUCCCACCGACACCUGCUCAGGGGAUUAGACGUAUACCUCAUGGUCCUGCACCAAACCCUAAUCGUCAAUUAAAGCCCGGAUCGAGUCAGACACCUCCGCGCGUACCACCGCGUGUUCCUCAGCGACCUCCAAGUGGAGUUUCCCCUCCAAGACCAAGACCCGGUCGGAGAUAGUUCAAGAGGACAUACCCUGUUCAAGGAUGCUUCAUAUCGUUAUUGGGCUGAAUACAAUAAAAUUUUCCCCAAGCGGUGCCUGUAUUCC
Rhipicephalus sanguineus (brown dog tick) is the source of this 602-nucleotide messenger RNA. RefSeq lists its product as uncharacterized. The record is from RefSeq and is a predicted model, not a curated record. The transcript has 8 exons. Lineage: Eukaryota; Metazoa; Arthropoda; Arachnida; Ixodida; Ixodidae. The coding region runs from base 86 to 514 and encodes 142 amino acids.